This is a messenger RNA of Octodon degus (degu), 6728 nucleotides long. It is a transcript of the gene Shank1, whose product is annotated as SH3 and multiple ankyrin repeat domains 1. NCBI's taxonomy places the organism in Eukaryota, Metazoa, Chordata, Mammalia, Rodentia, Octodontidae. Gene Ontology annotation, molecular function: synaptic receptor adaptor activity; ionotropic glutamate receptor binding. The record is from RefSeq and is a predicted model, not a curated record. Gene Ontology annotation, cellular component: postsynaptic density; dendritic spine; postsynaptic membrane. Bases 32 to 6538 code for a protein of 2168 amino acids. The transcript is spliced from 24 exons.
CUGCCGUCCCCCACUGCCCCGUGGCCCCACGAUGACCCACAGCCCCGCGACCAGCGAGGACGAGGAACGCCACAGUGCCAGCGAGUGUCCCGAAGGGGGCUCAGAGUCCGACAGCUCCCCGGACGGACCAGGGCGAGGCCCCCGGGGGACCCGGGGCCGGGGCAGUGGGGCACCUGGUAACCUGGCCUCAGCCCGAGGCCUCCAGGGCCGCUCCAUGUCUGUCCCUGACGACGCCCACUUCAGCAUGAUGGUCUUCAGGAUUGGCAUCCCGGACCUGCACCAGACAAAAUGCCUGCGGUUCAACCCCGAUGCCACCAUCUGGACAGCCAAGCAGCAAGUGCUCUGUGCCCUGAGCGAGAGCCUGCAGGAUGUGCUCAACUAUGGGCUGUUCCAGCCAGCCACCUCAGGCCGUGAUGCCAACUUCCUGGAGGAGGAGCGGCUGCUGCGCGAGUACCCCCAGUCUUUUGAGAAGGGGGUACCCUACCUGGAGUUCCGAUACAAGACCCGAGUUUACAAACAGACCAACCUGGAUGAGAAGCAGCUGGCCAAGUUGCACACAAAGACGGGGUUGAAGAAGUUCCUGGAGUACGUGCAGCUCGGGACAUCUGACAAGGUGGCGCGGCUGCUGGACAAGGGGCUGGACCCCAACUACCAUGACUCGGAUUCGGGAGAGACCCCCUUGACCCUGGCAGCCCAGACCGAAGGCUCUGUAGAGGUGAUUCGAACCCUGUGCCUAGGUGGGGCCCACAUUGACUUCCGGGCCCGGGACGGCAUGACAGCGCUACACAAGGCCGCAUGUGCCCGACACUGCCUGGCGCUCACGGCACUCCUGGACCUGGGAGGCUCCCCUAACUACAAAGACCGCCGGGGGCUGACCCCUCUGUUCCACACAGCUAUGGUGGGGGGUGAUCCCCGCUGCUGCGAGCUGCUUCUGUACAACAGGGCCCAGCUGGGCAUAGCAGAUGAGAAUGGCUGGCAGGAAAUCCACCAGGCCUGUCAGCGGGGCCACUCCCAGCACCUGGAACACCUGCUCUUCUACGGGGCUGAGCCUGGAGCCCAGAAUGCCUCGGGGAACACAGCCCUGCACAUCUGUGCGCUCUACAACAAGGAGACCUGUGCCAGGAUCCUCCUCUAUCGAGGGGCCAACAAGGAUGUGAAGAAUAACAGCGGACAGACACCCUUCCAGGUGGCCGUGAUUGCUGGGAACUUCGAGCUGGGAGAGCUCAUCCGGAACCAUCGUGAGCAGGAUGUGGUGCCCUUCCAGGAGUCCCCGAAGUACGCAGCCCGGCGACGGGGACCACCAGGGGCAGGGCUGACGGUGCCCCCUGCGCUGCUCAGGGCCAACAGUGAUACGAGCAUGACGCUGCCCGACUGGAUGGUGUUCUCUGCCCCGGGGACUUCGUCCUCUGGGGCCCCUGGCCCUACUUCAGGGCCCCAGGGCCAGUCACAGCCCUCGGCCCCCACUAGCAAGCUCAGCAGCGGGACCCUCCGAAGUGCCAGCAGCCCCCGGGGCGCCCGGGCCCGCUCCCCAUCCCGAGGGAGGCACCCCGAGGAAGCCAAACGGCAACCCCGAGGACGGCCCAGCUCCAGUGGGACGCCCCGGGAAGGGCCAGCCGGUGGCACUGGGGGCUCUGGGGGCCCUGGGGGCUCCCUGGGCAGCCGAGGACGGCGGAGGAAGCUCUACUCAGCAGUCCCUGGACGCUCCUUCAUGGCCGUGAAGUCCUACCAGGCCCAGGGCGAGGGGGAGAUCUCCCUGAGCAAGGGCGAGAAGAUCAAAGUGCUCAGCAUUGGGGAAGGAGGCUUCUGGGAAGGCCAGGUCAAAGGUCGAGUUGGCUGGUUCCCUUCUGAUUGCCUGGAAGAGGUGGCAAACCGCUCUCAGGAGGGAAAGCAAGAAAGCCGCAGUGACAAGGCAAAGAGACUCUUCCGACAUUAUACUGUGGGCUCCUACGACAGCUUUGAUGCUCCAAGCUUGAUGGAUGGGAUUGGUCCAGGGAGUGAUUACAUCAUCAAGGAGAAGACAGUCUUGCUGCAGAAGAAAGACAGCGAGGGGUUUGGGUUCGUGCUCCGGGGGGCCAAGGCGCAGACCCCCAUCGAGGAGUUCACCCCCACCCCGGCCUUCCCGGCGCUGCAGUACCUGGAGUCUGUGGACGAGGGGGGUGUGGCAUGGCGGGCUGGACUGCGAAUGGGAGACUUCCUUAUCGAGGUGAAUGGGCAGAACGUGGUGAAGGUUGGCCACCGGCAGGUGGUGAACAUGAUCCGACAAGGGGGCAACACGCUCAUGGUGAAGGUGGUGAUGGUCACCAGGCAUCCGGACAUGGAUGAGGCUGUCCAUAAGAAAGCCCCGCAGCAGGCCAAGCGGCUCCCUCCCCCGGCCAUCUCCCUGCGCUCCAAGUCUAUGACCUCAGAGCUGGAGGAAAUGGUCUCCCCCUGGAAGAAGAAGAGUGAGUAUGAGCAGCAGCCUGCGCCGAUGCCCAGCAUGGAGAAAAAGCGGACUGUGUAUCAGAUGGCUCUCAACAAACUGGACGAAAUCCUGGCGGCAGCCCAGCAAACCAUCAGCGCUAGUGAGAGCCCUGCGCCUGGCGGCCUCGCGUCCCUGGGCAAGCACCGGCCCAAAGGCUUCUUCGCCACCGAGUCAAGCUUCGAUCCCCAUCACCGCUCCCAGCCAAGUUACGAACGUCCUUCCUUCCUGCCUCCUGGACCUGGGCUCAUGCUUCGACAGAAAUCUAUCGGGGCUGCAGAGGAUGAUAGACCAUACCUAGCACCCCCAGCCAUGAAGUUCAGCCGCAGCCUGUCUGUGCCAGGUUCUGAGGACAUCCCCCCACCGCCCACCACAUCCCCGCCAGAGCCCCCAUACAGCACACCGCCGGCCCCCUCCUCCUCGGGCCGUCUCACCCCCUCCCCUCGGGGAGGGCCCUUCAAUCCCGGCUCCGGAGGACCCCUCCCCGCCUCCUCCCCCGCGUCCUUUGAUGGCCCAGCCCCUCCCGAUACGCGCGUGGGGGGGCGGGACAAGAGCCUGUACCACGGCGGGGCCCUACCCCCUGCACACCACCACCCGCCGCACCACCACCACCACCACGCGCCGCCGCCCCCGCCGCACCACCACCACGCACACCCACCGCACCCCCCGGAGAUGGAGACCGGCGGCGCCCCGGACGACCCUCCACCGCGCCUGGCUCUGGGGCCCCAGCCCAGUCUGCGGGGUUGGAGGGGCGGCGGGCCCAGCCCAAGCCCAGGGACGCCGUCGCCGUCGCAUCACGCUGGAGGCGGCCCGCAGGCCCCGGCCCUGCGUUACUUCCAGCUCCCGCCGCGUGCCGCCAGCGCCGCCAUGUACGUGCCCGCGCGCUCCGGCCGCGGCCGCAAGGGGCCGCUGGUCAAGCAGACCAAGGUGGAGGGCGAGCCGCACAAGGGCGCCCUACCUCCUACCGCGCCCGCGUCCCCCGCGUCGCCGCAGCCGCCGCCCGCCACUCCCGCGCCGGCCGAGAAGAACUCCAUCCCCAUUCCCACCAUCAUCAUAAAGGCGCCGUCCACCAGCAGCAGCGGCCGCAGCAGCCAGGGCAGCAGCACCGAGGCCGAACCCCCGACGCAGCCCGAGACCCCCGCGGGCGGCGGCGGAGGGGGCGCGGGGGGCGGGGGCUCCUCGCCCAGCCCGGCGCCGCCCCUGUCACCCGUGCCGCCGUCGCCGUCGCCCGUGCCCACGCCCGCUUCGCCCAGCGGCCCGGCCACCCUGGACUUCACCAGCCAGUUCGGGGCGGCCCUGGUGGGCGCGGCACGCAGGGAGGGCGGCUGGCAGAACGAGGCGCGCCGGCGCUCCACGCUCUUCCUCUCCACCGACGCGGGCGACGAGGACGGCGGCGAUGGCGGGCUAGGCGCGGGAGUGACCCCGGGCCCGCGGCUGCGCCACUCCAAGUCCAUCGACGAGGGCAUGUUCUCCGCUGAGCCCUACCUCCGCCUGGAGUCCGCGGGGGGCGCAGGGAGCUCAGGCUACGCCGGCUACUCCGGGGGCGCUCGCGCCUACGCGGGCAGCGGGGCCAGCAGCGCCUUUUCCAGCUUCCUGCCGCCGCGGCCCCUGGUGCACCCGCUCACCGGCAAGGCCCUCGACCCGGCCUCCCCGCUGGGGCUAGCGCUGGCCGCCCGCGAGCGCGCGCUGAAGGAGUCAUCGGAAGGCGGCGGCGUCCCCCAGCCCCCGCCCCGGCCGCCCUCGCCCCGCUACGACGCCCCGCCGCCCACCCCUCACCACCACUCGCCCCACGCGCACCACGAGCCGGUGCUGCGCCUGUGGGGAGCGCCGCCGCCCGACCCCGCCCGCCGGGAGCUGGGGUACCGAGCCGGGCUGGGCGGGCCAGACAAGCCGCUCACCGCCAGUCCGCCCGCCGCGCGACGCUCGCUGCUGCACCGCCUGCCGCCCACGGCGCCCGGCGUGGGGCCCCUGCUGCUGCAGCUCGGCCCCGAGCCUCCCACCCCGCACCCCGCGGUCAGCAAGGCCUGGCGGUCCGGAGCCCCUGAGGAGCCGGAGCGGCUGCCCCUCCACGUACGCUUCCUCGAGAAUUGCCAGCCGCGCGCGACCCCGGCAUCGGUCUCCAGAGGGCCCUCCGCGGAGGAUGGGCCCGGGGUCCCGCCGCCCAGCCCGCGCCGCUCCGUGCCCGCUUCGCCAACGUCCCCGCGGGGCGGCGAGGAGAACGGGCUCCCGCUGCUCGUGCUGCCGCCGCCCGCCCCGUCGGUGGAUGUGGAUGACGGCGACUUCCUCUUCGUUGAGCCGUUGCCCCCGCCUCUCGAGUUUUCCAACAGCUUUGAGAAGCCCGAGUCUCCGCUCACGCCCGGGCCCCCACAUCCGCUCCCGGACCCCCCGACUCCGGUCACCCCUUUGCCCCCAGUGCCACCCCCGGCGGCCCCCGCCCCCGCCCCACCCACCCUGGACUCCACCGCAUCCAGCCUGACGUCCUAUGAUAGUGAGGUGGCCACGCUGACCCAGGGGGCCCCCGCGGCUCCUGGGGAUCCCCCUCCACCAGGCCCGCCAGCCCCAGCAGCUCCAGCGCCUCCCGCCCCGCAGCCAGGCCCGGAUCCACCGCCGGGCACGGACUCUGGGAUCGAGGAGGUGGACAGUCGCAGCAGCAGUGAUCAUCCCCUGGAGACCAUCAGCAGCGCGUCCACGCUAAGCAGCCUGUCUGCCGAGGGCGGUGGCAGUGCGGCGGGCGGGGCCGGGGCCGGUGUGGCCAGCGGUCCCGAGCUGCUGGACACCUACGUGGCCUAUUUGGACGGCCAGGCCUUCGGGGGCAGUGGGACACCCGGCCCGCCGUAUCCCCCGCAACUCAUGACACCCUCUAAGCUCCGAAGCCGGGCGCUGGGGACAGGUGGAGGCCUGCGACCCAGCCCCAGCGGCGGACUCCGAGACCCAGUCACCCCCACCAGUCCCACCGUCUCCGUGACCGGGGCUGGCAACGACGGGCUGCUGGCCCUGAGCGCCUGUUCAGGGCCCUCCGCGGGAGGUGUGACUGGGGGUCCGGUAGCAGUAGAGCCAGAAGUCCCACCGGUGCCCUUGCCCACGGCCUCCUCCUUGCCUCGGAAGCUGCUGCCCUGGGAGGAGGGCCCAGGCCCACCCCCGCCACCCCUACCGGGGCCCCUGUCCCAACCUCAAGCCUCUGCCUUGGCCACCGUCAAAGCCAGCAUCAUCAGUGAACUCAGCUCCAAGCUCCAGCAGUUCGGGGGCUCCUCGGCAGCUGGAGGGGCCCUGCCUUGGGCCCGGGGAGGCAGCGGGGGCAGUGGGGACAGCCACCACGGCGGAGCCAGCUACGUCCCCGAGAGGACCUCUUCCCUGCAGCGGCAGAGGCUCUCGGAUGACUCCCAGUCCUCGCUCCUCUCCAAACCUGUCAGCAGCCUGUUUCAGAACUGGCCCAAGCCACCUCUGCCACCACUCCCCACCGGAACAGGGGUGUCGCCUUCAGCCACCGCAGCCCCGGGGGCCAUCUCACCCUCGGCCUCUUCCUCCACCUCCUCCCGCCACCUCCAGGGCGUGGAGUUCGAGAUGCGGCCCCCACUGCUCCGCCGGGCCCCUAGCCCCUCUCUGCUGCCCGCCUCGGAGCACAAGGUCAGCCCCGCGCCCAGGCCCUCGUCCCUGCCCAUCCUGCCUUCUGGACCCCUCUACCCAGGCCUCUUUGACAUCCGAGGUUCCCCCACCGGAGGGGCGGGAGGCUCUGCAGACCCCUUUGCCCCUGUCUUUGUGCCGCCGCACUCGGGGAUGUCCGGGGGCCUCGGAGGAGCUUUGUCAGGGGCCUCCCGCUCCCUGUCGCCAACCCGCCUGCUGUCGCUGCCCCCGGACAAGCCGUUUGGCGCUAAACCUCUGGGCUUCUGGACCAAGUUUGAUGUGGCCGAUUGGCUCGAGUGGCUAGGCUUAGCAGAGCACCGAGCCCGCUUCCUGGACCACGAGAUUGACGGCUCCCACCUGCCCGCCUUGACCAAGGAGGACUAUGUGGACCUGGGGGUCACCAGGGUGGGCCACCGCAUGAACAUUGACCGGGCUCUCAAAUUUUUCCUGGAGAGGUGAUGGCUGGCCUGGACGGACCAGCCCGUCCUCAGAAGCCCGAGCCAGCCACCUCUCGACCUCUGACCCUGGACCACGUUGUCUCCGUUCUCUCCCGGGCAGGGACUCUGCGGAAACUGUGUCCUGCCCUCUGUCCCAAGGCCUGAGGUCACCAGGUGGCCAGGCACAGGCCGGACAUUUGCACCUCACAGGA